Messenger RNA from Larimichthys crocea (large yellow croaker), 2684 nucleotides. It is a transcript of the gene slc25a10b, whose product is annotated as solute carrier family 25 member 10b. The coding region runs from base 1 to 861 and encodes 286 amino acids. The record is from RefSeq and is a predicted model, not a curated record. The transcript has 11 exons. Gene Ontology annotation, biological process: transmembrane transport. Lineage: Eukaryota; Metazoa; Chordata; Actinopteri; Sciaenidae.
AUGGCCGAGAAACGCAUGUCGAGGUGGUAUUUCGGUGGGCUGGCGUCUAGUGCAGCCGCCUGCUGCACGCAUCCUCUGGACCUCAUCAAGGUGCACUUGCAAACACAGCAGGAGGUGAAGAAGAGGAUGGUGGGGAUGGCCAUUCACGUGGUGAAGACCGAUGGGGUGCUGGCUCUUUACAAUGGUCUUUCUGCCUCACUUUGUAGACAGAUGUCCUAUUCCCUCACCAGAUUUGCCAUCUAUGAGACAGUGAGGGACAUGAUGGGCAGCACAAGCAAGGGCCCCAUGCCCUUUUACCAGAAGGUCAUGCUGGGAGCCUUUGGAGGUUUCACUGGUGGGUUUGUUGGCACGCCGGCAGACAUGGUGAACGUCAGGAUGCAGAAUGACAUGAAACUACCACCAGAGCUGAGGAGAAACUACAAACAUGCCAUCGAUGGGCUCUUUAGAGUCUUCAGAGAAGAGGGUGUGAGGAGACUGUUUUCAGGAGCCACCAUGGCCUCCAGCAGAGGAGCGAUGGUCACUGUGGGACAGUUGGCGUGUUAUGACCAGGCCAAGCAACUCGUCCUGGGAACAGGCAUGAUGGGAGAUAACAUACUCACACACUUUCUUUCCAGCUUCAUUGCUGGAGGCUGUGCUACAUUCUUGUGUCAACCUCUGGACGUGCUAAAGACGAGACUGAUGAGCUCAAAGGGAGAAUACACAGGGGUGUCACAUUGCCUACGAGAAACUGCCAAACUGGGCCCACUGGCAUUUUACAAGGGCCUCGUCCCAGCGGGGAUCCGCUUGAUUCCCCACACAGUGCUCACCUUCGUCUUCCUCGAGCAACUCAAGAAAUACUUCGGCAUUCGCAUCAUCUCCUGAGCGCGUCCCGUGACCGGCCGCUCCUCAACCACACACCAACACUGCCACUCACAACACACAGCACCCUGACAUCACACUGCUCUUGGCAUUUAUAAGAAAAUAGGGAAAGAAAAGAAGUCACAUACAGUUGUGUCAUGUUUUCUUUCUCCCUUUGCUCUACCUCUAUCUCAUAACUAGAGAAGAAAUGAUUCUGAUUUAUUUGUGAGCAGCAACUUCUGCACGGGACAAAUACUGGAAUUGACUGAUGAGUAUAGAUAAUCAAUAUGUUGCUAAGAAAGAAGAUGUUAAAAAUAAACGUGCUGCACUUUGGUUAUUAGAUCGACCUGCCAAAUGUAGAGUAUGUUAGAAUUGGGUUUAGUAGAUGUUUAAUGUAGUUGUCCUAGAGUAAUUUCAGGUACGUUAGGCUGUGUGAGAGGAUGAGACGUUGUGUUAUUGUGGUAUGUUUGAGUUAAGGAGCAAUUCAUCUGUCAUGACGACAUACUAAAUGUUAACUAACUAAUGCAAGAGUAGAUUUUGUGAUUUAUGUUUAAAUCAGCGGUACUUAAGCCUAAUUCAGUAGUGGUGUAUGCAGCCUUCGGAGCCCACACCAUUUUAAAGUUUGUGCCAGGAAUGUUUCCUUAUUAGUCCUCUACAAUAUUUUAUUAGUGUCAUAUUAGGCCAGGACAGUUUAUGACUUUAUGAUUUAACAGGAGUACAGACUGCAAACACAGUGUAGCCUUGUCAUCAGUGCCAUUCCCCCAUCCCAAAAGCCAUCCCUAAACCGUGACUGUUAUUGUUAUGCUAUUACUUAUUAAUCAUUCCCAACAGUGGUGACCAAAUGAAGCACACACUGACUUUAACAGAGUUGAUUUAUCUGUUUGCUUUCUCUUCACUAAAUUAAAGUUUUAGAAUUGGAAAUCAACUCCUGGCAGGUUAAACUGUCAUUAACUGUUACCUGAUUCUCAUUCACUUCAUUCACUUUUGGAGAAGAGGACCAAGCUUUUUCUUUUUUUUUUUGCCCGUGUUUUUAAAGUAAGGGCAGAGUUUGUGGGGACUCUGUAAAGCAGAGAGAGAGUUGACGGUUGAAAUCCUGAUGAGGUUUUUCAGUCCCAGUGAAAUUCUGUAUGACCACUUGAUCUCUUAAAGUUCUUACUGUUUUGAAUAGAGAUGCCUGUAGAGAACUGCUGCUCCGUGCAGGUGUACAUGUAGCUUUUCCAUCUGUUAUGUCUUGUUUAGUUGAAUGCAUGUCAGACCUUGACUCAGGAUGCUACUCUUGUUUUUAUAAGGCACUUUACUGAGAUUCUGACUAACCUGCUGCGUAGAAAGACAAGUUCUAAAGCUAGAAAUUGAGACGUUUUUCGAUGUUUAGAUUUUACAAUAUUAAUGAUUCUGAUGGAGAGCAAAAUGUGAUGUUUUGCGCCUCUUUUCAGUCUGCUGAAAAGUUCCUGCUGCUCUGUUGACAGAGACCUUGUCAAGUCAUGUUGCCUUACAGUAUGUGUCCUCCAGGGGGCAGUAUAUUAACGUGAAUGAUAUCAAUGCCAACAACUUGAACAUCCUCUCUUGAGCGUCCUACUUUCAUCCAGGGGUACGUUAAUAAAAAAGAGAGACACACACAUUUGGAGCCAAUUUAGAUAAUGACUGUAGAACUGCAUGUCCUUAUGUUCAAAUGUUCCUCAACAAUGUGACAUACUGUAGAUGAGGCAUGGUGAGUAAUGUUAACCCCAAGCUUUAUUCAUUCGCACAGAAAUGAAACUGAAGUGACCCACAGUCCUGGGGUUUGUGAAUUUGUAUUUUGUAGAUCACUAACUAAUGAUUUUUUGAAUUAAAAUACUUAUGUGAAAAUG